Diospyros lotus (date-plum) is the source of this 948-nucleotide messenger RNA. RefSeq lists its product as uncharacterized. NCBI's taxonomy places the organism in Eukaryota, Viridiplantae, Streptophyta, Magnoliopsida, Ericales, Ebenaceae. The record is from RefSeq and is a predicted model, not a curated record. The transcript has a single exon. The coding region runs from base 40 to 495 and encodes 151 amino acids. Gene Ontology annotation, biological process: response to auxin.
CUCUUUCUUCCCAUACCAUAAAUACACUAUAUUAUAUGAAUGUGGAUUUCUAACCACAAAUUCCGCUCCAUAUAUAAACACCACCACCACCUCAAAUACCCACCACCCAGAUUACAGUUUCGACUUCCAAUCAUGGACUGCUUGGUUUCGCCGGCGGUUUCCAUGCUAAGAAGGUGCUGCUCGGGCUCGAGGCUUCGGUACGGGCUGCUGCCGAAGGACGACUCUGACGGAUGGGACGGGGAAGGCCCGGUGACCGUGGUCGUGGGGAAGGAGAAGAGAGAGUUCUUGGUGGAGCCUUACGUGCUGGAAAAACACCCGUUUCGGAGCUUGAUCGGCGCGGCCGGCGUGGAGGGUAGGAGGACGAGGAGAGUGAUAUUUGUGGGUGUGGAUGCCAUUUUGUUUGAGCAUAUGCUGUGGCUGAUGCACAAUGACUGGUCUUCGUUGUCGCGGCUCGAUCUCGACGACAUCAUCGACUUCUAUGCUCAAGAUUGUUAAUAUUAUUAUACGUGGGAUCGAGCGACGGGACCCCGCGAGGGAGGGCAUCCCAAGAUUGUUAAUAUUAUUGCUAUCAUUUGGAGUCGGUUGAUCAGAUCAGAUCACUUUAGUGAGUUGAUGUGAUUAGUUCUGAGAAAAUAAGAAAAUUACAGUUAGUAAAUCCAUACAUGGUGGUGGGUGGGUGUGAGGUGGGGUGGGGUUUCCUUCCAGAAAAUAAUACGUACGGACGGCUCUGUAAAUCUUCUGACCUGAGAAGAGAAGAUGGUGAAGCCAAGCCUGCAUUGAUUGCUGACUAAUUAAUUAAUUAAUUAAUUAAUUAACGUCUCUAUUCUCUCAGUUUCAUUUUUUAUUUUUUUUAUUUCAUACUGUUGUAACUUGUAACGAUUCAUUUUUUAUUUAUUUUUAUUCCUGGUCCAGAACUCUCCGUGAUGAAAUGAUGAUAAUGUUAGAUCC